GACGGUUGUACUAGAUUGUCUCGAAGGUCUCUUCCAACUUUAAUGUUUGUAUGAAAGCAAGCGGACUUGCGGCUGCGUAAACGAGGCUCUUGUGGAAGCACACCCCGAAGCCCAAAGGCAGCGCAGUGCCCGCCCCGGGUCACGGCCGCGCUCCCUCAGCCGCGGGUCCCUUUCCGGCGCCGCCCCGCCCGGCGCUGCCACAUCCUCCGCUGACAUCAGCCCGCGCCGCCAUAUUGAGCCGCUGCCGCCGCCAGCGCGGCCGCCCCGGGACCGGCCCGCUCCCCAUGACUGCCCCCGGCCGGGACGCGUAGGGCGGAGCGGCUCCAGCCCGGCCCGUGCCCUCCCCGAGCCGCCGCCGAGCCCCGCUGUCUCCCCGCCACCAUGACUUCCCUGACCCAGCGCAGCUCCGGGCUGGUGCAGCGCCGGACCGAGGCCUCCCGCAGCGCCGCCGCCGCCGAUAAGGAGCGGGGCGCCGGCGGCGGCCCCGAGGAUGAAGGGCGCCGGGACGAGUCCGGCGACGACGAGAAGGGCGAUUCCAAGGAAACGCGGCUCACCCUCAUGGAGGAGGUGCUGCUGCUGGGCCUCAAGGACCGUGAGGGUUACACGUCGUUCUGGAACGAUUGCAUCUCCUCAGGACUGCGUGGCUGUAUGUUAAUUGAAUUGGCAUUGCGGGGGCGUCUCCAGCUGGAGGCCUGCGGAAUGAGGCGCAAAAGUCUGCUAACAAGAAAGGUGAUUUGCAAGUCAGAUGCUCCUACAGGGGAUGUUCUGCUUGAUGAAGCUCUGAAACACAUAAAAGAGACCCAGCCUCCUGAAACAGUACAAAAUUGGAUUGAACUGCUUAGUGGUGAAACAUGGAACCCACUGAAGCUGCACUACCAACUACGAAAUGUCCGUGAGCGAUUAGCUAAAAAUCUAGUGGAAAAAGGUGUACUGACAACAGAGAAACAGAACUUCCUUCUUUUUGACAUGACUACACACCCUCUCACCAACAACAACAUCAAACAGCGCCUCAUCAAGAAGGUUCAGGAGGCAGUUCUUGACAAGUGGGUGAAUGACCCCCACCGCAUGGACAAGCGCUUGCUGGCACUCGUGUAUUUAGCCCACGCCUCAGAUGUCCUGGAGAACGCCUUCGCCCCCCUCCUGGAUGAGCAGUAUGAUUUAGCCACAAAGAGAGUGCGGCAGCUCCUGGAUUUAGACCCUGAGGUUGAAUGUAUGAAAACCAACACGAAUGAGGUUCUGUGGGCUGUUGUAGCAGCUUUCACAAAGUAACUGCAUUCAGACUGAAGUGUUCUCUCUUUUUUCAUGUAAACCAGUUGUUUCUCUUUUAUUGACUAUUCAUGUUUUCUGUAAUUUGUACCUUCUCACAUGACGAAUCGUCUUUCGUUUAAUGGGGAUUAUAAUGGGUGUAUUCCCUGCUUCUCUAUCUGUAUACAGGAUUCUGCUGGUACAAGAGACUUCCUGUUUAAAACAACAGAAAAAAGGUUAACUGCCAUAUUGGCAUUCCAUUUCCUAUUCAGUUUGAGUUACCUUAAAUACUUUCUUUAAUUUCUCACCUCAUGGUUAUUGAAGUGGUUUGUCACCAAAGCUCCAUGUUGAAGUGUCUGUCAGGACAUUUUAUACACAGAUGUUUUCAAUUAUAUCUAACAAAAUUACUUUAAAAACAGAAAUGCCAUUAAGCAGCUUUGUUAGUAGUUCCUGUAAAAUGCCCCAUAAAUUUUAAUUUUCAUGCAAGUCUCUUGUGUACUUAUAUUUUCAUUAGAACGAUAGCUGAAUCAUAAGGCUAGUAUAGAAAGGUCCAAUUGUUUCAUAAACCAGUUUUAGGAGGGGAUACAUUCCAUUAUAUUGUAUAUAUAGUUCAAAUUGUAUAUUAACAACUGCUCCAUCUUAGUAUUUUGCAAGAUCUACUUACUUGUACACCUGGUGCCCCUUAUUUGCUGUCAGCCAUUGCCGUCAGAUGCAAAGAAAGGCCUCCUGCAGAGGUCCUGUGUGUGAAAGGUGUUUGUUUCCAGGGUCUCUGGAGUUUGCCAUCCGGGUAUUCUCGGUCUAUGCAUUGCCUUUGAAAAUUAGUGAAUGGAAAGAGAUUGCUUUAUAUCAUUGGUACUUUUUUCUUUCCCUCCACUUCUGUAUGGAAGAGACUCACAAUUCUUGAUUGCAAUUUUCAGUUUUGUACACAAAUUAAUGUUUGUCUCUUAAACCUUGAACUAUUUUACACUUCAAAAACAAAAAGUCAGUCCUAGCAGGUGUUGCAUGUAAAUGGUUAGCAAGUAAUGGCAGCAGUUCAGACAAUUCAGAUAUCUGUAAUGGGAUGCUCUGCUAUAUUUUAAUUUUUAUAUAUACAAUUAUGCUGAUUAGCACUCUAUUGUAAAAAAACCCCAAAACCUAUAUAAAACUCUGGCUUUUUAAAAUUUAUUGCCUCUUUGCCACUGCUUGUUAUUUUCCAUUGGUUUCACAGUGUAAAUAUUAUGCAUUGAAAAAAUUAAGCAUUGAUUUCUAUACAUUUUUUCAUCAUAACAAUGCAGAUUUAUAGUGGGGCUUACAGGUGUUUAGAAACCUUUUGAUUAUUAUUCAGAGCAAGAAUACUAGAUGGUGUAUAACUGUAGAGCUGAAAUUUGAGAUCUCUUAAUCUGUAUACUAGCUUUUUACCUACAGUUAAUAAACUAUGAUCUUGAAAGUGCCUGAAACAGAGUAAGCAUGUCACUUUUACUUUUUGUUGCUAAUUAGAAAGGUUUUAUUGUCUAACUGAAAGCUUUAGUGAAUAUCCUUCUUAUUAGAAAGGGAGAAUUUAUAUUAAGUAGUUCAGACUGACUUAAUCACUGGUGUUGCUCUGAUCUGCAGGAUUCAUGGCUGAGACAGGGUGAGUUAAUCUGGGGAGUGUGCAGCUGUGCCUGCCCUAGGUAGACCUCUUCAGUCUUGACCACAGCUCUACAGCCUCAUCUGUGACUGAACUUCCAAUUUUGCACUUGAUUUUCAAUUGUUGAGAUGCUUAAGUAGUUGACUUUAAGAUAGAACUUAAAUUCAUCAUACCUCUAUAACCUUUUCUAAGAAAGGUUCUUAAAAAUACAGUCCUUAACAUUUAAUGGCACACUGUUCUUUCAGUUCUUAAUGCUAUUUCUUUAGACAAAUGAAAUUAAAAGUAUAUUGUAAAGUAUUUCAAAUUCUGGUUUACAAAUAAAAAGACAAACAGUGUUCUCUCA
Molecule: messenger RNA, 3194 nt
Organism: Prinia subflava (tawny-flanked prinia)
Lineage: Eukaryota; Metazoa; Chordata; Aves; Passeriformes; Cisticolidae
Gene: GOLPH3
Product: golgi phosphoprotein 3
Exons: 4
Coding region: 382-1269 (295 amino acids)
Biological process (GO): Golgi to plasma membrane protein transport; Golgi organization; retrograde vesicle-mediated transport, Golgi to endoplasmic reticulum
Cellular component (GO): Golgi cisterna; trans-Golgi network; cytosol
Molecular function (GO): phosphatidylinositol-4-phosphate binding
Source: RefSeq, a predicted model, not a curated record